Molecule: messenger RNA, 270 nt
Organism: Galdieria sulphuraria
Lineage: Eukaryota; Rhodophyta; Bangiophyceae; Galdieriales; Galdieriaceae
Exons: 2
Source: RefSeq, a predicted model, not a curated record
AUCGCAACAGGGUUACUUUCCCUAUCUAAGAGUCGUACUUUUGAGAUAGAGUUUGAAUUGCAAACUAAAAUACUUUUUUUAGUAUUUCUUCUUACCUUUGCUAUAUUUUCUCUUGGAUCCAACAAGUUUCAUAUUUGUAGGAGCCAUUCAUAUGAAUUCCAAGGCUAGAAAUGCAGUUUGAAAAAAACACAUUAAAAACGAAAGGAAUCUAAACUUUUAUCGAAUUUCAAGAAGCUAAAACUCUUUUUAAGACCGCAGUGUAGGUCCUUA